Frankliniella occidentalis (western flower thrips) is the source of this 3614-nucleotide messenger RNA. RefSeq names its product TBC1 domain family member whacked (gene wkd). The transcript has 8 exons. Bases 560 to 1696 code for a protein of 378 amino acids. The record is from RefSeq and is a predicted model, not a curated record. NCBI's taxonomy places the organism in Eukaryota, Metazoa, Arthropoda, Insecta, Thysanoptera, Thripidae.
ACCGACGCAAACGGCCCUACCAGUGAAAGGGCCACCUGUUCACACUUUACGUCCAUUAUUUUAUGACUCUUUUCCCGUGGCAUUCCCUAUAUUGUGGGAAUCUGCGUCCAUUGCGAUGCGUAUUGCGGAUUUAUUUACGUCAGUGUCAAACUUGGCGUUUUGAUUUGAAAGGUGUUGGUUUGUUUUACAUUCUGCCCACUGGUUGGUAGCAAUACGGCCCCUCGUCAAAUCCCCUUCCACUUCCCUGUCUUAUCGGGAAUUUCCAAACAGUGUCUGUCUGUGUAAUGCGUUCCUUCCCUGGGGCAGUUCGCCAGACAAACAUUACCGCUUACGUUGGUCCCCCUUCUCUCAACGGGGGAUUAUGUCACCUGCCGAAUUGUCAAUGUAUCACCUGCAAAAUUUUGUGAUGUUGUGUUAGUGGAUGUCAGUGUUAAGUGGCUCCAGUGAGAGGCGAAAGAAAAUUUGUUAUCGUGUGACUUGAAGAUACUUAUCACCGAGGAGAGGUUAGGCGCUAGCAUUCCUCUGUGCUGGUGUUGUCAUCACAUAUUACACAUAAAUAAUGGCAACAUCUGUAUCUGAAGGACGCGCUAUGCAUGAAACUGAUCAUGGUGGAAGUGAUGGUGGAGGUGCGGAAGAUGACGACACCGGCUCAGAAGUAAGCAGCGUUGUGAAUAAUGGAUCUGUGAUAUCAACCGUACCAGACCGGCAUGGAUUUCUUGGAGGCUCACAGUAUUGCCCAGAUGAGAAGCAGCUGGUGUCCCCUGUAGUCGUGCUUCGCCGGGAACGGAAGUGGCUGGCCAUGAUCGGCGGCUGGGAGAAGUACAUGGACAAGAACUAUAAGAAGGUCCGCGAGCGGUGCCGCAAGGGCAUUCCCACAUCGGUGCGGCCGCGCGCCUGGCUCUACCUCUGCGGCGGCCACCUGCUCAUGAAGCAGCACCGCGGCCUCUACGCCCAGCUGGCGCUCCAGGACGGCGACCCGCGCUGGGUGGACGACAUCCGCAAGGACCUCCACCGCCAGUUCCCCUACCACGAGAUGUUCGCGCAGCAGGAGGGCCUCGGGCAGAAAGAUUUGUUCCAGGUCCUCAAGUCCUUUUCGAUUAUGAACCCGGAAGUCGGUUAUUGCCAAGCGCAAGCCCCGCUGGCCGCCUUCCUGCUGAUGCACAUGCCUGCAGAGGAAGCAUUCUGGUGUCUAGUCUCCAUAUGUGACAAAUACUUGUCUGGCUACUAUAGUCAAGGAAUGGAAGCCCUUCAAGUUGAUGGUGACAUUCUUUUUGGCAUUCUAAAGAAGGUUGCUCCAGCAGUUUACAAGCAUUUGAAAAAACAAAAAGUUGAACCUAUUCUGUAUAUGACAGAAUGGUUUUUAUGUGUAUUCACCAGGACUUUGCCAUGGCCAACACUCUUAAGAAUCUGGGACAUGUUCCUUUGUGAAGGCAUCAAAAUAAUUUUUAAAGUUGCUCUCGUCGUUCUUAAGUUUAGCCUUGGCCGAUCAGGAGUUCUGAAGAAGUGUCCAACUAUGUAUGAAACUUUGGAAGUGCUAAGAAGUCCUCCAGAGCAUGUCAUGGAAGAGCAAUUUGUGGUGGCACAGAUUCAGAGACUGGGUAUAACAGAAGAAGAUUUUGAGUACGAGCACAAGCGCCAAGUUAAUAAACGUAGAGCAAACCAAGAAAAAGACAAAGCCCGUCGACAGGAUCGAUAGUGUAGAAAUGCAGAGUAACAAAGUGAGCUGUAGUAUAUUGUAUGGUCUCUACAAGAGAUCAUUUGUACAUAUAUUCUAAGCGGCAGUCAGAAGGAACAGGAUAAAAGAAGGUAGAUGGUCUUACUUGAAAUAUUUAUGAUAUCCCCCUUUCCCCCCAAAUUUUAUCAAGUUGUUUGUUUUCUUUUCAUAUCUAUGAAGAAAAUUUGUAUUCAGUACUGACAGUCCCAUGAGCUUUCCAUUCAUGAGACCAGAGCUUUUGUCUCAUGCUCCAUUCCAUCCCUUUUUGGUGUUUAUAGAAGCAAAUUGUGAGGGUCUCAGACCAGUGUAGAAAAGUGCCUUCUCUAAAUUAGAAGAAAUUUUUGUGUUGUGUUUCCCAUUCUUUUAUGCCUUUUGAAUUGUAUUUUCUUUAAAAAUAUGUAAAGUAAAAUUGAGUGUGAUUUUGGAAAGGAAGUAUUUUUGGAAAGUUUUAGCAUAAUGUUAAUAUGUCAUCGCACCUAUGUCAGAUCUUAAAGCUUAGCUUUACAUGCCCCUUCUGUAAAUUUUUCUGCUACGUAUUCUGAUAAGUUCAAAGUGUUCACAAAAUGUUAUUUUCUUUCCUUGCAUUGAUAUUUUUAUCAAUAACUUAAGCUUUUAUGUAGACCUCCAUAAAUGACUAUAAGGAAAUCUAGUCACAGGGAGGAAAUGUAUUUUUCUUCUUUCACAUAUCGUAUCAGUCCUCAGUAUUAUGUUUCUGUAAUGGAACGCUUAUAAGAGAACUAUUUCUCCGUUUCACUCUUAGACCUUGUGUGUAACAGAAUAUAAUUUAUCUCACAGCUCCAUCUUAUAUAUGCAAUAAACAAGACAAGGCUUAUUAUUCUUCUUACUCUUGUGCCAAAGUUGUUUCAUGUUUAUUAACCAGUCUCAUCUUACAACUUUUCAUUCCAGUUUACAUUUUCUAGAUCUUUUUCCUAAAUUUUAAUGCCCUAGUGAGUGUUGCCAAGUAACUCAUAAGUACUUGCUUCGGUAUUGUUUUGCCCAGACAGACAGAAGUCUUCAAUCAUUCUCUGUUGGCAGAUAUAUUUUUCAGUUUUUUGUUUCUUUAAGCGGAGAGAGAUGAGGCUGUAAAAAGUGUGAUACUGUAAUUGUUGAAGCCUUAUGAAUAGAGAUAUGCCAGUGAGCCGCAAAGAGUACAAUUUUGAUUUGGAAUGAGUACAUACUGGAUACAGAAACUCUUAAUGGAUAUUUUUGAACCACGGGAUUAUUGGGACCAUAUGCUAUGUGAUUGAGCAGUAUUUUUGUAAGAGUUUUGUCAAGCAGAAUAAUGUCUUGUGACUUGUGUUACAUGAACAGAGUAGGGAGUUGGUUGGGCACUCACCCUUUUGUGUAUUGGCUCUUCACAAGAUGGUAAGCUUUUAUUUAAUGGCUUUAAAUUAUUGUUUUCUCAGACUGAAUGUGAAUGUGUUAUGUUUGUUGUGUGAUGUAUAGUUUGAAUGAUAAAUGUGGUUUUGUUAAGUUUAUGAAGAGUAUUUAAGUGCCUUUUCUCAAGGCACUGUACAAAGAAAAAUUGAUUCCAUAAUCCCAUUCAACUGAUAUUGUUCAGAAAUCUUCUAGUAUAUAUUUAAGUAUAAGUAGUUCUGCAAAGAACAGUCAAACUAAAACAUGGAACAAUUAUUAGAAGCCAGAGAUUUAUCGUAUAGUAUGUUAUAUAGCAUGAUACUACAUGGCUUAAGCAAUUUGAUUGUUGCCAUCAUUACCAUUGUAAAGAUUGAAUGUUAUUAUGUAUGUUUCCUUUAAGUUGAAUGUUUAUAUUUUGUUCAAGUGCAUGUUGUUUAGUUUCAUUGAUGUAAUUGGUGCUCUUCAGGUGUAGAUGAAGCAGAGACUACACCUGCCUUCAUCCGUCAAGAGGAAUAAAUAAGUUCAAAAUGAGCUUCUUAAUCGA